Messenger RNA from Cottoperca gobio, 1270 nucleotides. It is a transcript of the gene rdh5, whose product is annotated as retinol dehydrogenase 5 (11-cis/9-cis). Gene Ontology annotation, molecular function: all-trans-retinol dehydrogenase (NAD+) activity. Gene Ontology annotation, cellular component: intracellular membrane-bounded organelle. NCBI's taxonomy places the organism in Eukaryota, Metazoa, Chordata, Actinopteri, Perciformes, Bovichtidae. Bases 1 to 999 code for a protein of 332 amino acids. The transcript has 5 exons. Gene Ontology annotation, biological process: retinoid metabolic process; steroid metabolic process. The record is from RefSeq and is a predicted model, not a curated record.
AUGGAUACGCAGUUUGUCUAUGACCUUUUAGGGGAAAAUGCUUGGUUAUACAUCAGCGCUACCCUCGUGGUGUUGUGGAUUAUCGUGUGGCUGUACAGAGACAGCCUGGAGAUCGAGGACAUCACUGACAAGUAUGUCUUUGUGACCGGCUGCGACUCUGGCUUUGGAAACCUUCUGUGUAAGAAUCUUGAUCGUAGAGGUUUCCACGUGCUCGCCGGCUGUCUCACAGAAAAGGGAGCUGAUGACCUGAAGAGGUCGGCGGGGCCUUGUUUGAAGACUGUCCUGCUGGAUGUGACCAGUCAGGACAGCAUCGAGAAAGCCAUGGAGUGGACCAAGAAGGAAGUCGGCGAUAAGGGACUUUGGGGUAUCGUGAACAACGCUGGACGCUCAUUACCCAUGGGUCCUUCAGAGUGGAUGAAAGUGGAGGAUUUCCACAGCACGCUGAAAGUGAAUAUGAAUGGAGUGAUUGGCAUGACGAUCACCUUCCUGCCCCUCGUCAAAAAGGCUCAAGGCCGCAUUGUAAACGUAGCAUCGGUGCUGGGCAGGGUGGCUGCCAACGGCGGUGGAUACUGCAUCUCCAAGUUUGCGGUGGAGUCUUUCUCUGACUGCCUCAGGAGAGAUAUAAACUACUUUGGAAUCAAUGUGUGCAUCAUUGAGCCGGGGUUUUUCAAGACAGCGGUGACAAGCCUCGACCCCCUCGAGAAGGACCUGCAUCGCCUGUGGAACCAGCUCAGCCCUGAAGUAAAAGCCAGCUAUGGAGACAAGUACCUUGAUAAAUACAUCAAGGUCCAGCGUUUGAUCAUGAAUGCUAUCUGCGACACUGACCUCACCAAGGUGACCAGCUGCAUGGAGCACGCCCUGACCGCUGCCUACCCACGAACCAGAUACAGCCCGGGCUGGGAUGCCAAGCUUGUCUGGAUCCCCCUCUCCUACAUGCCUUCCUGUGUAGUCGACAUCGGGCUGAAGCUGGUGCUGCCUCGCCCGUCAAAGAGUGUUUAACUCAUGAUGCCCUUGAAGAAAUGUCUUUAAAGUUAUCAGCCGUUUUGUGUCUUUUUAUGUCAUUUUGAUGCAGCGCAGAGGUUGACUUAAAUACAUUAAUCUGUUGCCUUUCAAAAUACCCGUAUUCCUUAUCUACAUCGGCCAUGCAAAAGUAUUUUUUCCCAAAGUCUGCCUGAGACAUUUAGACAAUAUGAGAGACAAUAAUAAAACUGUAUUGUAUAGUUUAAUGUGCAAUUAUUGUUUGUAUUGUUGACCCUAUGCUGUGACACUG